UUUUAAUUUUUAAUCGCUCGCUUCCUCACUUCCACCGCCUCUCCCUUCUUCUGUUUGUCUCUAUUAUUCCUGUCGAUCGUCUCCACCGCCUCAAUCCACAAGUUCUUCUAAUCACCUUCUGAAGCUGCGGCGCCACCGCCACCGUCACCACCUGCACCGAUUCUCCCGGUGGAAGGGGAUGAGGAAGACGAGGAAUAUGAAGCGAAGAAGAGUUAUUCCCACCGCACGACCCACCCACCGUCGAAGAGUUCUGAAGCUGCGGCGCCACCGCUGUCGUAUUUUUUUACCUCGAUCGCCACCACCAUCAGCCGCCUCAUCUGGACCUGCGAUUAGGGCUUGAUGAAGAUCAUCGCUCCUACCGGACUCUCUACACGCGUUACACGUGUUUUGAAUCUACUUCCUCCACCGCUUUUGUUAGCCAAGAUGUUCUCCAUUUCUCCUCACGAUGAACAUUAUCCCUUUACCCUUACAUCGCCAUCGAUCAUCAUCUUCCUUUGAUUUGCUGGUCUAUCCUCGGAAAGUCUUCAGCUACUACUCACCGACUGUCAUCGACUUCUAUUCACCAUUGCAACAACACAGCCUCCACUCCGACCUAGCAAGAUAGCGACGACACAUGCAACAACAUUUGCUUUUCCAACGGCGUGGAUUGUUGGAGAUGGUGCGAUCGGCGAUUGAUGUGGCCGCGAUGGGUGGAAAACAUGAAAAAAAAACGCACACACUUCUCUUAUUUCAGUUCUUGGAACCAACAAAAAAAUGUUUUUCCUAGAAUCGGAGUACACCAAACCACUUCAUCGCUCUUAAUACUGAAACCAACAGAAAAAGGUUUUUCGUAGAAUCGGAGUACACCAAACCACUUCAUCGGUCUUAAUUUUAGGGCUUGCUUCUUAUCUAAUAUCUUCCGAUUGUUCCAAAUUUUUUGGGGUGAUAUCUUCUGCGACUUAAUUGUUCGUUUUUGUAUUUGUAAGCCUGAAUCUUCGAUUAUAUAUGUAACACCGCUACAAGAUUAAAAACGGGGAUGGUUGUGGCAGGUCUGACAGAAGGCGUAAGGGGCUAAUUUCGUAAACUUUGCAGAUAUAACAACUCUCUAAAUUCAGCUGUCAGGUCAUGUGUUUCUUAUGUUUUUAUUACCUUUUUUGGGUCGUUUUGGGCGUUGGGUUGCUUCCUGGGCUGGUGGUGUCUGGAAAGAGGAAAUCUGAUGGGUUUUUAGAAAACAUUAAACAUCAGCUGAAGGUUAAUUGGAUGACGCUUCAAGGAGUUAAUUUUGUCUUUUGUAUCUAUUACAGAGCCAUUGGCAUAAUUAAUUUAAAGUUUCCAAAUCUUAGCCCUCUUAAAUCCCAUGGAAUUGCUAGAAACAGAGUAUGGACCAAGGAGAACAAUUCCCAUCUUCUUCAAUCCAAACCCAUUAAUGGAGUUUCUGUUGAUUUGUUACUUAAGCCCACUGAAGAUGAUUUGAUGAAAUGGCCUAACAGUGAAGUUGAGUAUGGAUUUGGGAAACUUGAUUAUGUUGACAAUACAAAGAACAUGACAACAUUUACAAAGACACGGGAUACAAUAACCAUUAAUUCGGAGCUUGAUAGGAUUUAUCUCAGCACACCAAAAAAACUAGCAGUUCUUGAUCAUAAAAAGUAACAAACAGUUUCCAUUGAGAAAGAUGGAAUUCUUGAUGCUGGUGAGAUUUUUCCCACUUUAGUGUUAGAAAGGUUAUUUCUGCCACGUAGGGUUCAAGUUGAGAAAUCCAUCAAAGUUUCUAAUAUUCAAUACCUUGAGGUGGCUUUAUUCAAGUUAUGAGGAAUGAGAUUUCGACUCGAAAUGUUUUUACUAUCAGCCAAAAGCGUUAAAUGCAAAAAAUAGCAACGCACACUAAUUUAUUUGUUUACUUUCAUUUCUUACAUUAGGACAUUAUAUUAUAUUCAAUCUAUCCGGUUGCCAAGUAUUUGAAUGCCAUUAUAGCAUCCUACUUUCGUGACCUGCCAAACAUCAACAAAAAAAAUCUGACCCGUGCAACGCACGGGCCUCAUUUCUAGUUAUAAAUAAAAAAAAUGUAAGUACAUUAACUAUAUG
Lactuca virosa is the source of this 2061-nucleotide messenger RNA. The record is from the annotation of a GenBank genome assembly. NCBI's taxonomy places the organism in Eukaryota, Viridiplantae, Streptophyta, Magnoliopsida, Asterales, Asteraceae.